Molecule: messenger RNA, 5818 nt
Organism: Pimephales promelas (fathead minnow)
Lineage: Eukaryota; Metazoa; Chordata; Actinopteri; Cypriniformes; Leuciscidae
Gene: zbtb5
Product: zinc finger and BTB domain containing 5
Biological process (GO): regulation of transcription by RNA polymerase II
Molecular function (GO): protein binding; DNA-binding transcription factor activity, RNA polymerase II-specific; RNA polymerase II cis-regulatory region sequence-specific DNA binding
Source: RefSeq, a predicted model, not a curated record
ACGCGCUUGGACAGCUGAUGCGGUAUCCCCGUAUCCCUGCCCUGACCUGUCUCUAUUGUAUGUCUAACUCCAUAAGCCAAUGCUUUGCCUUAUUAUCAUGGGCAGUUUUUGCACGUAUUUUUGGAUGGUAACAGAGGAGAAACCCGGACUCUCUGAAAACGCAUGAGAUAGACGUGAAAAGUCAUGGAUUUCCCAGGGCACUUUGAGCAGAUCUUCCAGCAGUUGAACUACCAACGACUGCAUGGACAGCUGUGCGACUGUGUGAUCAUGGUAGGCAGCCGUCAUUUCAAGGCCCACCGCGCCGUGCUUUCCGCCUGCAGUACGCAUUUCAGAGCCCUGUUUACUGCUGCCGAGGGAGACGCCAGCACGAGGAUGAUCCACCUAGACUCCGAGGUGGUGACAGCUGAAGCAUUUGCUGCUCUCAUGGACAUGAUGUACACAUCCACGCUGAUGCUAGGAGAGAGUAACGUUAUGGAUGUCUUGUUGGCUGCUUCUCAUCUGCAUCUAAACGCUGUGGUGAAAGCCUGUAAACACUACCUUACGACUCGCACACUGCCCAUGUCUCCUCCGGCAGACCGUGGUGGGCAGCAUCACGCUGAGCAGCAACAAGCAGCAGCGGCUGCAAACUCUCAGCUCCAGCGCUCAUUUCUGCUGCAACAGCUCGGUUUGAGCUUGGUCAGUUCUGCCCUGAGUGGGGCUGAAGAUGGGGGAAUGGGGACCGGGAGGAGAACGGGAUCAGGGUUGGCGGAUCAGCAUGGUUCUCACCAGACACGGCGUUUCCUGAAGCGCAAACAGCCCAUGGCCCUGACCGCUCCUGAGCGGGGGAGGCCGCGCAUCUCCUCACAGGUGGGGGUGUCGGAGGGUGGAGAGGAGCUUCUGUCUCCAGAUUCCCACAGCAAGAUGGUGGAUGAGGUCGUCGCUGGGAUCAUUCCUGGGGAUGGUGGAGGUUUACUAGAGCAAGAUGAGUACAGAAGGGGACUGAACCAUGAAGACAUGCAACUUCCUAGCCAGUCAGAUGGAGGCAGGGGAGCAGGACCAGAAAAAACUUUGCUGCUGCCGCGUAAGGAGGAGUACCCUGAUCCGAGCCAUCACCAUAGCGAGGGGAUAAAGAAUGGAGGUGAGGAAGAAGAGGAACAGCAGCACAUGCAAGUCGUGGUGAAGAGUGAGCCACUGAGUUCUCCCGAGGCUGUUGAUGAGACUAGCGACGUUACCUCUCAGGCUGAAGGGAGUGACCAGGUGGAACCAGUUGGAGAAAAGCUGGAGCUGAGUCCGGAGGGCAGUGAGCGGAGCUUCUCUGAUCCCCAUCCCAGCUCAGAGAUACUGAUUAAAGGAAACAAAGGAGUAGGAGAAGACCGAGGAAGAAGAGAGGAGCUCACCUGCAGUGAAGCUCUGGAGUCGUCCUCCGGAUUGCAUAUCUCCAGUUUCCUCAGCACAAAGACCUUUACUGGCAGAGGGGCGUCAUCUAACCUUACCAAUAGUGUUGACAAUGUUCCCAACACUACAACUGGAGAGUUUCAAGCAGACCACGAUUCUGCUCGCUACUUCCUCCCUACUGAUUCCCUCAACACUGCAUCAUCCUCUCUGCAUCUUCUUCCAGGCGAGGCUCAAGUCUGCUCUGACUUGCAGCCAGAGUCCCUCUUUUUGCGGCCAAUGCAUGAUGGAAUAGCAUCAUCCACUUCAUUAACUGCGCCCCGUGGUGGAUCGGUGGACCAGCUUGCGCUCGAGUUCCAGCGCAACAUUUUGGGAUUACAGACCUUCCCUCGUUCAUCCAGGGGUGGCGGGUGCCACUCGUACCGGCGCAUCGCUCCCAAAGUACCGCCAGGAGGGGCUUUAACGCUUACGGAUGGUCCUCAGCAACUUGACGUUGCUUCCUCGUCCUCUUCCUCCUCAAUGCUUCUCAAUGGAGUAAAUUUUGAGGGAUCUGUCAAUGUGGGUCAAAAUGGUGGCAGCUCCAACUUGAACCCUCUACCCCAGUUGACAAGAGCCUCUGCAGAUGUUCUGUCAAAGUGUAAAAAGGCGCUUUCCGAGCACAACGUGCUAGUGGUGGAAGGCGCCAGGAAGUAUGCCUGCAAGAUCUGCUGUAAGACGUUCCUCACUCUGACGGACUGCAAAAAACACAUCAGAGUUCAUACGGGAGAGCGCCCGUAUGCCUGUCUGAAAUGCGGCAAACGCUUCAGUCAGUCCAGUCACUUGUACAAGCACUCGAAAACAACCUGCUUACGAUGGCAGAGCAGUGAAAUGUCUAACGCCCUGCUCUAAUUCAUCACAUUUGCACGCACUCCAAAGACGCCAUACAAGCAUGACCGGCCACCAGUCAGUUUCUCUACUGUAUGGGCACCAUAAUCUUACAUCCACCAUUAUAGUGCGCUUUAGUCACUUAAAAAAAACUAUGUUGUAUGUAUGUUCUUAACAUGCUUCCAAAUAACAUGCCAUUGAUGGUACAAAUUAAAUGGAUGGCUCACACAAAAAUGUUGUUUCUAACCUGACUUUCUUCUGCAGUGUGGUUCGGCAGAAGAAAGCAAGUCGUACAGGUUUGGAACAACAUGCUAAAUGUUUUGUGUGUACUAUCCCUUUAGGUUUCACUGUGAAAUGUUUUUAAAAGAAUUGUGAUGGAGAGGUCUGCUUCAAGCAUUGCAAGCUGUUGUCAGACUGAACCUUAGUAGCUGAAUCGUGGAUCAUGAUGAUCAGAAGCGUUUUGAGUUUCAGUCCCUCUAUGAAAGUUUGUGUUGUUUUGUCAGCUGUCUUGUUGAGGUAUUUUUGCUUCAGUGUACCUUUAGGCCAGUGGUUCUCAACCAGAAAGCCGAGGGCCCACUAGGUGAACUUCGGGGGAACCCAAAGUCUUUAAAUUGUUUAAAUUGAGUUACGUUAACAUAAUAUUUACUGUUAAAGAUACUUAAACAUUAACCUUCAUCAUAUUUUUGACUUUAUUUUAUUACUUUAGAAGUACAUAUCAGCUUUAAUUGGUGGCCCUGUUGAAAAUUGGUAAAAAAGAGAACUGCUGAAGCUCUGUUCCAAAACCAAGUGAGUUGCCUGGCUGUCCACUGCCUUUUAAGGUAGUAUCAUAACUGAAAUGGAAGCUCACAUUGGAACAUAGGCAGUUGCGUUGUGCACCACACAUAAUGCUUAACACUACAGAGCUCUUAAGGUAGAGAUGAGCAGCUCCGGUCCUGGAGGGCCACUGCCUUGCAGAGUUCAGGUCCAUCUCUAAUCAAACAAACCUGCCUGCCAUUUUCUAGUAAUCCUGAAGAUUUUGGUUUGUUUUUAAGGUAUGUUUGAUUGGGAUGAAGGAGCUAAACUCUACAGGGAACUGGCUUCUCGGGUCUGCAGUUGCCCAUGACAUGGUGGUGAUGGGAAAUUUUUGAGAUGGGAGGGCAAAAUAUUUCAUUGCCCUCAUUCAACAUUUUUCAUUCCCUUGCAAACUUACAUUUCAAUACUUUUGUGUCCACUAAGGCAAAGUUUCUUGGCCAAACAGAAACCUUUUGCAAGAAAAGGCAAAGUUUUAGAACUUAAGACUUUUGCAUGGGCUAACGCAAAAUCACUGAAAUAUAAUUCCUUCUGCCAUUUCAAUUUUCCAUUAGGGUCUCUGUAUAGCUUACAGUUGAUUCCAAUGGAGUUUGACGUAAAGUCCUUUUUAAGUAAAGUCAUUUCACUCUGCGGUUGUAUUUGGCAGCUAUUUCUGGUGUCCAAGACCAAGUUCUGUCUACUUACAUGGAGACCAAGUUCUGUGUACUCAAAACUGCUUGACCCUCUCACAAUUCAAAUCGCUUAUGAGCUGUUCUAAUGUUUUAUCUUAUGCUUAAAUAGUUCUAAAGUUUUUUUUUUUUUUUUUUUUUAAAGUUCAGGUUGGUCCAAUCACUGCACAUGUGCUGUCAUAAGCCUGUCUCAUGACACUGACUGGACUAAGUCAACUGGAGCUUCUAACAGCAUUUGCAGUGAUGCGAUGGCUUUACCAAAUGCUGAUUGGCUGGGACUUCCGUCAUAAUUUGCGUUGCACUUUCUCCCAUUCAUACUAUAGUGCAUCAUCUUGGUUUGAUGUUUAAAUGUUGCUAAAUAGUAUUUUUUCAAUAUUUUAUUCAGUUAGUUAGUUAUGCCCUCCACCCCUCCCGGGAUAUGGGCCGCCGAAAAUAGACUUCCAGAGAUUUCUGUCCUAGGCCAUUUUUUUUAGUUGACUCCAGUUGAAGCCCCUCCUUGUGACAUCUGCGUCGAGUUUGCGUCGCCAUGUGUUUUUUGGGCAGCCUCGCUUCCGCUUGCCUUGAGGGUUCCACCUGAGAGCCUGCCUGGUGAUGUUUGUUGGCAGUUUGCGAAGGGUGAGCUUGUUGCAAUGCAUUACGGUAUUGCCUUGAUUGCACGGGAUACAUGCGAUUCAGCUUUAGAAUUUGGUCAAAACCAUCAGCCUUCACACUGAGAAACUGCCUAUAAAGCCUUACAAUGCUGUCUAGGUUGUAAGCUUGCUAGAUUUUGGAACACAGCUUAUAUGUAGCAAAUGGAUUAUGAGAUGAGGAUCCUACCAGAAAACACUAAUGGUACACUUUUGCUGUUAAAAGGUCAAAUAAAAUGCCUUCUAUUAUAAGGCAACAACAAGUAAGAAUGACCAUAGGGGGAAAUUUGGAUGUUCUUAUAUUGAUAACGGCUGUGCAUUGUAUAGAUGGACUUUCAGACUGUUUUGCUUCUGGUAAAGCCAACACUGAUGCCUCUGUGGCUGAAACUGCUAUUAGAGAAUAGUACAGACUGCAAUGUUUAUGGGUACACACUCUUUCCAUGUACACCAUGCACAUCCUUGGUGAUUCAAUUCAUAUUGAAGAAUUUGAGCAAAAUCAAGUGGUAGUUAUUAGUCGGGGUGCCACUUUAGAAAAGGGUAUUAUUAAUUCAUGUGCCUCUUUUGACCUUCCAGUGCAGAAGAGAGAAUGUUCGUGAAAGAAAAGAACUUUUAUGUAAAAUUGCACCUUCAGUCUUUAAGGCUUUAAUGUUUUAUGGUUUGUGGAGUAAGUAAUCAUAUAGAAUUUAAAAAAUGAUGCUGUAAAUGAAAAUAGAUGUUCAGUCAUUGUAUUAGUGGUUGUUUAUGGAUUCCCGUUAGUUAAUAUUAUAUGAUGGUCAUGUCUUAGUAUUUUGUGUGAAGUGUUGUCUUCUGUCAUGUGUUUGAUACUGUACUGAGAGUCCUUAAAUACUCAAACUAAGUAUAAUCGUUGAAAAGCUGCUUUUAUAAAACAUUCCAACCUGUAAAUAAGUUAUCUUACUGUAGAUUUUUAGCAUUUUAUUUAUGCCCUGUAAUUGACUAAAGUGAUGCCUUUGCUUUCAUGGUAAAUAUUGCACCUAUAUGAAAUCUUGUUUGAUUGGAUGAACUCAAAAGUUCUAAAUAUGGAAAAUCUUAACCCGGGCCUUUGUCGAAGACUGCACAUUAAUCUAAAACAAAAUGGAGACUUUAAGUCUAUAAAUUAUUGUAAUUAUUUGUUUGGGGGUUUUUUUACAUGAAGGUUAAAACGUGUGUUUAUGAAAUAGUUCUGUUACAAAACAAAAUGUACUUGGGAUAUCAGAAAUUCAAAGCCUGUUUAAAGUAAACUCGAUUUACAUAUUAAUCGUCACAAAGCCAAUGACCUUAUGGAUCUACAUAUCGUGUUAACUGUUACAGAAGUCAUAUUAAUUGAAUCACAAUGGAAGUAAAACAACUGCCUUGGGAUUUCCUUUUUUCUAGAGAUGCCAAAAGUAAAGGAUUUUAUGUGAGUUUGUGUAAUUGCUAUUAAUCACACGUUGUUAGAGCACUCGUUUUUUUCUACUGUUUAAAAAAGAAAGAAUUAAAUAAAUAAAAUCAAGAAGAAUGCUA